AUGUUUAAUAUUUAUAUAACAAGGAAUAUACAUAAAUACAUUAAUAUAAUAGAUCAUGCAAAUUUAAAAUUAGUUUCUAAACAGUGGUAUCAUUCACUAAACUCUAAUCAUCAAUGGUUAAUCUAUAUCUUGAAUGAAUUGAAACAAGAUGAUCAGGAAGAACAAGAAGAGUCAUCAUCAUUAUCAUUAUCAUUCCCAAGAGUAAAUAUUAAAUUUACAAUUCAAGAUGAUGUAUCAUGUGGAUUUAAAGAUGGCUACUUUAAACAACUUUAUAUCAAUCUUUUUGGAUCAAGAUAUCAAUCAAGAUUAUUAUUUAUCAAAUUAUUAAAUUCUUCAAAAGAAUAUAAUGAAAUGAUGAUGAUGGUUCAAGGUGGAGGAGAUAAUAAUAAUAAUAAUAAUAUAUUAUUAGAUUUCUAUAGACUUCAAAGUCAAAGAUCAUCUAUUAUUAUUGAUGCUUUAAAUACUCAAUUCUACUAUCCAUUGGUAGAAUCAAAAGUGAUUGUACCAAUCAAGACAAUACUAUUUACUCCAAGAUUUAUAGAGGGUAAUCAAAAGACGAUUAAAUCUCUACAACAAUCAACAGAGGUAAAAGGAUUGGUCAUGUUGGAACAUGAUUUCUAUUCAUUUACUACAUCUGGUACAAUCGAUGGUGUCUACCAACCAAAAGAUACAAUGUCUACAAAGAAUCCAUCUAGUAUGUCAACUCGUGUACGACUAGUCAUUCAUAACCCUCAUCAACGUCAACAACCACCACAAACGUUAUUGUCACUCCGAUUCCUAGAGAUGAAUUAUAGUUAUGAAUUCUUGGCGUUUCUCAUUCACUAUGGCUUCUGUUCUUGUUGUUUUCAAGAUGCACCUCAUCAAAACACUUUGAUUCCAGAUAAACACAAUAUCCUAAAUGUGUAUCUUCAAUUCAACCUGCUCGAUGUGUUUAAUCGUAGUCAUCCAGUGACAUGUCUCACAGUCCUAGAGGGUCGGUACCACAACACCUCUCAGGAGGAUUUCAAGGAUAACCAAGAUGACGACACCUACUACAAGAUAAGAUAUGGUAACUUUCUUCUUGCCAAAUUGUCCAGACGUGAUAUCGAUCAAGCUGCAUCAUUUAUCGAUAUUCCAAGUUGGCAACUACUCGAGAUCAUCGGUCAAUAUGAUCAAGCCAUCUUUAGAGAUCACAACUUUUAUAAUUGUUCAAAAAAUAUUCCAAGAUUAAAACAACAACAAGAUGAUAAGGAUUCUUUUAACAAUCAGCCAUCUCCAUCCAACUUAUCAUUUUCUCCUGUUCAACCAUCACUUUAUAAAUAUUUAUUGGAUUUUAAUUGUAAAUUAAAUACUUGGUUAUUAUUGAAUGAAAAUAAUGCAAGUAAAGAAAUGAAAGAAAUUUAUAUGAAUUUAUGGAGUAAUAAUUUAAUUAGAUAUAUUGGUUUAAAGAAUUCAACAUUCAAGUCUAGUAGUAGCGGUAGCGGUGGUGGAUCUUUAUCUGGAUAUGGAAAUCCAAAAAGAGUUCGUUGUCAAUUUGUGAUACAUCCUCCUGGUCAACCAGUUGACUACUUGGUGAUUUUUGUCGUCUCGACUAAAAAGCUUAUAAGUCUGACCGUUGAACACUCCAUACCCUAUCAAACAGAUGUCUUGGUAAGAGAGACCUAUUUUGACAAGGAACUAGCUCCAACUGAAUUUAAACUUGCUAUGGAACCUUUCAACAAGGCCUUGGUAGACAUUUUCAAAUUCCAAAAUCUAUCAACCAUUGAUUUUAUUAAAUUCCUAUUACAUCUAUCAAAUGCAUCAUCAUUUUUAAAGGUUCAAUCCUAUACUAGUGAUUUUGUAACUUUGGCAAUUUCAAAUAAUGUGGUGAUUAAAAUUUUAUUUAACGUCAGUGGUUUGAACGACCGUAUUUUCCACGCGUUUACUAGAAGAGUGUCUAUUUUUGUUUUCCAUCUCUCUCAGUUAUCAAUCAAUUUUAUUUAUUUACAUUUAGAGAAAAUAGAGAAAAUGCAAAAGGAAGAAGACAAGGAUGAAAUUCAAUUUCAAUUUAAAAGGUUGAUGAUUGCUUCAAGUUUAGGUGAUAUAGAUUCGGUAUACGAUAUAUUAAAUCUAUAUUGUACAUCUAGAUGUCAUCAUACCAACAAUAAUGCACAAUUGGUGUUGAUAGAUCAAGCAGAUUCUUCAAAUAAUGGUCAAAAUAGAUAUUGUACUUGUAUAAAGGAAUUGAUUAAUAGAGUUGAUCAGGAUGAUCAAGAUGGAAUGACAUGUUUACAUUUAGCAUCUCAAAAUCAUCAUAAUCAAGUUGUAAAAUUAUUAUUGAAAUAUGUAUCAGAUAUAAAUGUAAUUAAUAAUCAAGGACAAACAGCAUUACAUUUGGCAAUGAAUAUGGAUAGAGAUAUUUGUGGAGCAGAGAAUUUGGAAUUGAUACAAUUGUUGGUGAUCAAUGGUGCCGAUGUUUCAAUGUUGGAUGGAUUUGGAAAUACCCCUGUAUAUUAUGCGUCAAGAAAUGGUAGAAUUCAAAUCAUUCAAUGGUUAUUAACAAAUCAAUUAAAUCAUUCAAUUAAUCUUGAUGUAUUUAAUAAUCAAAAUAUAAAUAAUAUGUCAUAUGUUGUUUGCCUGCAAUUAGUACAUCUACUACAACAACCACUUUAA
Cavenderia fasciculata is the source of this 2631-nucleotide messenger RNA. RefSeq lists its product as uncharacterized. The transcript is spliced from 5 exons. Gene Ontology annotation, molecular function: protein binding. Bases 1 to 2631 code for a protein of 876 amino acids. Lineage: Eukaryota; Evosea; Eumycetozoa; Acytosteliales; Cavenderiaceae. The record is from RefSeq and is a predicted model, not a curated record.